ACUCCUCCGUCAAAUCAUACAGUGAUCUCUGACAGCUGGAGGUGCGUUUACUGGACAGCGGGUAGGAUCCGCAGUGAAGAACACAGAAAUGGACGAAAAGGCUUUUACCAAAGAGCUUGAUCAGUGGAUUGAGCAGCUCAACGAAUGUAGGCAGCUGUCCGAGGGACAAGUGAAGACACUAUGCGAGAAGGCAAAGGAGAUCCUGACAAAGGAGUCAAAUGUCCAGGAGGUGAGAUGCCCGGUGACCGUGUGCGGCGACGUUCACGGUCAGUUCCACGACCUUAUGGAGCUGUUCAAGAUCGGAGGGAAAUCUCCAGACACAAACUAUUUGUUCAUGGGGGACUAUGUAGACAGAGGGUACUACUCUGUAGAAACAGUCACUCUGCUUGUAGCACUAAAGGUACGUUUCCGGGAGCGCAUAACGAUCCUCAGAGGAAACCAUGAGAGCAGACAGAUCACACAAGUCUAUGGUUUCUAUGACGAGUGCUUGAGGAAAUACGGAAACGCCAACGUUUGGAAAUACUUCACUGACCUGUUCGAUUACCUCCCCCUCACUGCCUUGGUAGACUCUCAGAUUUUCUGUCUUCAUGGGGGACUAUCACCAUCUAUAGAUACACUGGAUCAUAUUAGGGCACUGGAUCGUUUACAGGAAGUACCACAUGAGGGUCCCAUGUGUGACCUGCUGUGGUCGGAUCCUGAUGAUCGCGGCGGCUGGGGCAUCUCUCCUCGAGGAGCCGGCUACACGUUCGGUCAGGACAUCUCUGAGACUUUCAACCACGCCAACCGCCUCACAUUGGUGUCCCGAGCCCACCAGCUGGUCAUGGAGGGAUACAACUGGUGCCAUGAGAGGAACGUGGUAACGAUUUUUAGUGCUCCCAACUACUGCUACCGCUGUGGUAACCAGGCAGCCAUCAUGGAAUUAGACGACACUCUUAAAUAUUCCUUCUUGCAGUUCGAUCCUGCGCCACGCAGAGGAGAGCCACAUGUAACUCGUCGCACCCCGGACUACUUCCUGUAAAUCCUGACCUCUUCUAUCGACUCGUGUAUUAUCAAGUUCCAGUAUCUUCAUUAUAUGACUUUGAACCAAUAUCAACACGAAUGAGGAACACACAACUGGGAGACUAGGAUGGGAGGGAGCAGCAGUGAACAUUGUAUCUCCACACAAUGACCGAAUAAAGCUUUUUCUAAAAGGAGUUUGUCUAAGGAUGGACCAAAUGUUGUGUGCCAUAAUCACUGCAGUGUUCAUUGCUGAGGACUUAUAUUUAAAACCCUCUUCCCAGACUAUGUAAAAAAAAAAAAAUACUAAUUAAAAUUCCUCAUUCUAUUAACAUGUAGCUGGGCUGAUCUAGUCUGAGGUAAACAUGCAGCUGUAUGAGUCCCACUGGUCAUGGCUUAAGUUAAUAAGAUCUGAAAAUAUGUUUGCACUUUUGUACAUUUAGAUAAAUUUAAGAAAUUUGUAUCAUAUGUUAAAAACGAAAGGCUUCACAUUAUACAUGUUUUAUGACUUUUUUUUAACCUUUUUUUUUGUUUUUUGGAAAAGGCCUAACUUAGAAAAGCUUUGGAGUUAAUUGUCUACUUUAAGUUAUAAGAUUCCUUCCUGUACAGUAACACAGUUUGGUUUAUGGAGUGUUGAACAUCCACUCACUUACUCCCUUUCAACUUUAAAACUGUAUUUUAACCAAGCAAUUACAAUAAUAAA
Cyprinodon variegatus (sheepshead minnow) is the source of this 1699-nucleotide messenger RNA. Its product is annotated as serine/threonine-protein phosphatase 2A catalytic subunit alpha isoform. Gene Ontology annotation, cellular component: cytosol. The record is from RefSeq and is a predicted model, not a curated record. The transcript is spliced from 8 exons. Gene Ontology annotation, molecular function: protein serine/threonine phosphatase activity. Gene Ontology annotation, biological process: mitotic cell cycle; peptidyl-serine dephosphorylation. Lineage: Eukaryota; Metazoa; Chordata; Actinopteri; Cyprinodontiformes; Cyprinodontidae. Bases 89 to 1018 code for a protein of 309 amino acids.